AUGGCGCAAGGAUUUCUAAAUUUUCGUCGUGAGUGUGUGUCGAUUCACAUCGGACAAGCUGGAAUACAAUUAGGAAGUUCGUGUUGGGAACUUUAUCUCUUGGAGCAUGGAAUUAAUUUUGAUGGAUCGGCAUCCGAGAAUAAAAAUAUUCCUACAGAAUUAGAAAAUGAUACGUUUUUUCAAAGGUUACAAAAUGAUAAAAUGGUUCCCCGUGCAGUUUUUAUUGACCUCGAACCGACAGUAAUAGACACUAUUCGUAGUGGUAUUUUUAAAAGCCUCUAUCAUCCAACUUCUAUGAUCAAUGGAAGCGAGGAUGCGGCGAAUAAUUUCGCCAGGGGAUAUUAUUCAAUUGGCAAGAGUAUUGUUGAAAAAUCCAUAGAACGAUUGAGAAAAAUUUCCGAACAAUGUGACAGUUUACAAGGCUUUCUAAUCACACACUCCAUUGGAGGAGGAACUGGCUCAGGAUUCACAUCUCUUUUAAUGGAAAAUCUAUCGAUGCAUUUCGAAAAAAGAAGUAAACUUCAAAUAGCAAUUUAUCCGGCACCACAAGUUUCAACUGCAAUUGUCGAACCUUAUAAUACAAUUUUAAAUACUCACACAACAAUGAGUGUGGCUGAUACGACAUUAAUAGUUGACAAUGAAGCAAUUUACGAUAUCUGUCAUAAAAAUUUAAAAGUAGACCGUCCAACUUACACAAAUCUUAAUCGUCUGAUAAGCCAAGUUGUAUCCUCAAUAACAGCUUCACUUCGAUUUAAUGGCGCUCUCAACGUUGAUCUCAUUGAAUUUAAAACAAAUCUCGUUCCAUUUCCACGUAUUCGUUUUCCAUUAAUUGCCUAUUCGCCAAUUGUACCGGAAAAUUCAGUACACAAUGAUUUUAAUGUUGCCGAAAUUACCACCGCCUGCUUUGAACCUUGCAAUCAAUUUGUCAAAUGUAAUCCACGUCAAGGGAAAUACAUGGCUUGUUGUAUGCUCUAUCGUGGAGAUGUUGUUCCCAAAGAUAUUAAUCACGCCAUUGUUGCUAUGAAGAAAAAAAAAUUUAUCCAGUUUGUUGAUUGGUGUCCCACGGGUUUUAAAAUUGGAAUUAACAGUCAAUCUCCAAUAGUGACUUCUUCAUCGGAUGCGUUAAAAACACCUCGUGCUUGUUGCAUGUUGUCCAAUACGACCGCAAUUGAAACGGCUUGGAGGCAAGUUAACACGAAAUUCGAUCUUCUUUUUUCGAAAAGGGCUUUUCUUCAUUGGUACGAAGGUGAGGGUAUGGAAGAAGCUGAGUUCGCCGAGGCCAGGGAAGAUCUAGCAGUUCUUGAAAGGGACUAUCAAGAAAUCGAGGAAAGCUAAAAAGAACUUGGAAAAAUUCUUGAAUUUCUAUUUAAAUUGAAUUAUUUAACGUUUUGUAUACAAACCAGUCGUGUACUUUUUUGUAGUAUUUUUUUCUAUUUUUGUAGUAUUUUUUCUUUUUUCUAGUAUUUUUUUUAUUAAAAAAAUAUAUAUUUAU
Molecule: messenger RNA, 1492 nt
Organism: Leptopilina heterotoma
Lineage: Eukaryota; Metazoa; Arthropoda; Insecta; Hymenoptera; Figitidae
Product: tubulin alpha-8 chain-like
Exons: 5
Coding region: 1-1335 (444 amino acids)
Biological process (GO): mitotic cell cycle; microtubule cytoskeleton organization
Cellular component (GO): microtubule; cytoplasm
Molecular function (GO): structural constituent of cytoskeleton; GTP binding
Source: RefSeq, a predicted model, not a curated record